This is a messenger RNA of Dreissena polymorpha, 1884 nucleotides long. RefSeq names its product metal cation symporter ZIP14-like. Gene Ontology annotation, cellular component: membrane. Gene Ontology annotation, biological process: intracellular zinc ion homeostasis; zinc ion import across plasma membrane. NCBI's taxonomy places the organism in Eukaryota, Metazoa, Mollusca, Bivalvia, Myida, Dreissenidae. The record is from RefSeq and is a predicted model, not a curated record. The transcript has 9 exons. Gene Ontology annotation, molecular function: zinc ion transmembrane transporter activity. The coding region runs from base 1 to 1407 and encodes 468 amino acids.
AUGUCCGAAGAGUCUGUAAAAGUGUGCUACAACACCUCAACAUUGCCGCCAGUGUUGGACGAGAAGUGUCUACUGGAUAAGUGCCUGAAUCCUAAGGAUGUGUAUGAGCUGUCUGGACUGUCCAGGAACAACACAGGGGCUGAAGUUGCCACCCUGAGCACCAUCUUGCUGCACACCCUGGAGAACAGCGAAUGUGCGACUUAUGAAAAACACCAGCGUCCAUCACAGGCUGAAGCCUGGGGAUUUGGCAUCUUGUGUACGACGGUGAUCAACAUUUGUGCACUCGGUGGUGUUAUCGCCCUUCCGUUCAUCAACGGUGACAUGUACAAGAAGGUGCUUAUAUACAUGGUGGGUCUAGCAGUGGGGACCUUGGCAGGCAGCAGCCUACUGUUCCUCAUACCUGAGGCUUUGGAGCUUACAGAGCAAGAGCUUGACAUCAACAGCUAUGUGUGGAAGAGUUUGGUCGUGAUAAGCGGAAUCUUCGCCUUCUUCAACAUUGAGCGAAUCCUAAAAAUGAUAACAGAAUGGAGAGAGGUGGAUCUUGAUCAAACGUUCACGGAUGAGUGUCCUCAAUGUGUAGAUGAAUGUAAAGACACGUUCAUUGGCUACAAUUUUGGCAGAAUGAAAGCCUUUUGUCUGAAGAACAACGACAGAACACGAAAUACGGGUGCGGCAAUGGACUUCUCAUCGUUUCCUCAAACGAGAGACCCGCUGCUGAAUAAAAACGUUGAUGGUCUUCCUCAUCUUUCACCGUGCGGCGAAAAUGAUUCAUCUGGCUCGGACAAAGACAGUACAGGGACUUCACGCAUUUCUAUGAGAGAAAUAGACCAGGUGCGGGACGAAAAUACACAGGAGGACUUGCCACUCCAUGUCAGGAAGCCUCAUCACCACAACCACAGAAAGGUGCAGCCUGUAGCCUGGAUGAUCAUAUUCGGUGACGCACUCCACAAUUUCAUUGACGGCAUUUCAAUAGGUGCUGCGUUCACGGAGAGCAUACUUGCCGGUGUUUCAGUCUCGAUUGCUAUAUUUUGCGAGGAGUUGCCGCAUGAAUUGGGUGAUUUUGCUGUGCUGCUGAAUGCUGGAAUGAGGAUGAAGAAGGCGCUGAUGUACAAUUUUAUGUCUGCCUGCAUGUGUUACCUUGGCCUCAUUGUGGGGAUAUUUCUCGGUGAAAACACAGCUGCACAUACCUGGGUGUUCGCAUUUGCUGGCGGAAUGUUCCUGUAUAUAUCGCUGGUCGAUAUGUUGCCGGAAAUGAAUGCUGCCACGGAAGUAGAAGAUAACAAGAACAUGAAUCACUUCACCAUAUAUAUACUGCAGAAUCUAGGACUCCUUACUGGCUUCGGUUUGAUGUUGAUAAUGGCGAUAUAUGGAGGUAGUCUAGAAAAUGCCAUCAAAGGCAUUUCAUAAAACUGCUAGUAUAGCUUGCAAACACUAACAAUUGCCACUUGCCAUUUUGAUAUGUUCAUAAGUUUUCUUCAUACUAGAAUGCUUUUAACCCUUUACCACUUAGAUUCGUAUUUUGACGCAUUUGUGUUCCCUUAGAAAGUUAAAUAUAAUUGAAGACUUCUCACCACAUGUAGGUUCAUGUUUUAAAGGCUUCAUUCCAAUCCUUAGAUACUGAUCAGCAGCAAACAGCAUAAAACCUGUAAAUGAGUUACUCGCAGGCUGUUUUGGUUUUGUGCUGUUAGAACAUAGCCAUUUUCACUUUGCCUCUGAGUGGAAAAGGGUUAAGUAAAUAUGAAUAUAUGCUAUUUACUAAGUGUUAUAAUUGGUUUAUUCUUUGAAACCCAUUGUGAAACAAAAUCGAUUAUUAAUGUAGGACAAAAUUCAAAAUGAUAAUAACGUUCACAAUUAUCAAGUUAUUGUUGGCAAGCUAUACAGGUG